Schizophyllum commune H4-8 is the source of this 1695-nucleotide messenger RNA. RefSeq names its product origin recognition complex subunit 2. Gene Ontology annotation, cellular component: nucleus; nuclear origin of replication recognition complex. Gene Ontology annotation, biological process: DNA replication. Gene Ontology annotation, molecular function: DNA replication origin binding. The transcript is spliced from 2 exons. Lineage: Eukaryota; Fungi; Basidiomycota; Agaricomycetes; Agaricales; Schizophyllaceae. Bases 64 to 1374 code for a protein of 436 amino acids. The record is from RefSeq and is a predicted model, not a curated record.
CAAACGCGUCCUUGUUCCCGCCUCCAUCUGACGCCGCGUUCGUCACGACAACGACGAACUGUCAUGUCCGUGCACUCUUCCAGCGACGAGGAGAGCAUCUCCUCCGUUGGUUCUAUUGUAGGACCCUCUACCAAGGCUAAAGGCAAGAGAAAAGCCGCCCUCGACGACGACGAAGACGACAAACGCUUCAUUGUUCAAACCGCCUUCGACUCGUAUUUCCUCAGCACCUCAACGCGCUCUCAGACCUCUGCGAAUGUCUUUUCCAACCUAGUCGCGCCACUCUCUGCCGAGGAAUACGCCGAAGCCAUCGGUUCUGCGCAUUUCUACUCUACGGUGCAGUCAAAACUCGUCACGUCGAAGGUGGCGCGCGAUGAGCUCUUCACGCGUAUGAUGCUCGAGCUGCAGGAGGGCUUCAACGUGCUAUGCUAUGGCUACGGAUCCAAGCGCACUCUUCUAAAUCAGCUCGCAACGGAACGCUGCGCAAAGAAGGGCCACGUUGUGGUGGCGAACGCCUUCCGGCCACAUUUCACGAUGAAAGACAUGCUCGCGUCUAUCGAGCGCGUCCCAGGCCUCGCGGACUGGCCACUUGACUCGACGACAGUAGAGGGGCAGACGGCGCGGGUGGUGCGAUUUUUCAGCGAUCCCCAGACGCGCGAGCUCUAUCUCAUCGUCCACAACAUCGACGCCGCGUCCAUGCGCGCCCCGCGAGCGCGCUCUUGCAUCGCGGCGCUCGCUUCCUGCCCCAAAAUUCAUCUCAUUGCGUCCGUCGACCACAUCAACGCGCCAUUGCUUUGGACGUCGGCGGAAGCCACCACGCGGAAAUCGCCCAUCAUGACUGACGACGCCGACGCCACUGCUGUCCUCGGCGCACGCGCGUUCAACUGGCUGUGGCACGACGCAACGACGCUGCUGCCGUACGAUGCUGAGCUCGCUCACGUCGACCGCUCGUCGCUGUCUGCUGCGCACGGUGGCGGGCCUGCGCGGCGGGGGAAGGGGGCGGAUGCGGGGCCGGCGGCGGCGGGGACGAUGGUCUCGGAGACGGCGGCGCAGCAUGUGCUAGCGUCGGUGACGGCGAAGGCGAAGCGGCUCUUUGCUUUCAUGGCGGGACGGCAGCUGGAGAGUAUCGCGAACGGGGCGGAGGGAGAGGAGGGUGGCAAUACCAACCUCCAAGCGCACGCGAUACCGUACGAUGUUCUCUUCGCGGCCGCGCGCGACAAGUUCAUAGCGACGAACGACACGGCGCUGCGCGCGCUUCUCCACGAGUUUCGCGACCACGGACUUGUUGUCGGCGCGGGGUCGCCAGAGGCGUUGUGGAUUCCGAUGCGGAAGGAACGGUUGGCAAGCGUGCUGAAGACGCUUCCGGAAGAGAAAUAAGGGCGACCUAGACGGAUGGGGGAAAGGAUGUAAGGGGCGGUUACUGGGAACGCAGGGGACGACUGUCUGAUGCGAGGGACAGUCUAUCGAGGGCGAUCACUUGGGAAAUCAGAAUCGGCGUACGGAGAUCUUGAGAGUCAACAGACACGAUAUGGAAAAUCACAGAAGUAGUUCAUGACAUUGCCGAGGGGGUGUGAGGACGACAUCGUGGGACGGAGAUGAAGCAGAUCCUGGCACCGUCCUGUCUUAGCCCUUGGCGCAUUCAUACGCGGAGGUUGGUCAGCAGGCAGCCAUGUACUCCGCGGAGAACUUCUGUACGCG